Linum tenue is the source of this 2406-nucleotide messenger RNA. NCBI's taxonomy places the organism in Eukaryota, Viridiplantae, Streptophyta, Magnoliopsida, Malpighiales, Linaceae. The record is from the annotation of a GenBank genome assembly.
CUGCUGAUUGAAAGGUUUCUUAAAGUCGCGGAAGAGGACAACGAGAAGCUGCUGAGUCGGAUCCGGCACAGGACCGAUGUCGUCGGGAUUAAGAUUCCGACGGUGGAGAUUCGGUUUGAGAGCCUUUCUGUUGAAGGCAAUGCGUACGUCGGAACCAGAGCUCUCCCCACUCUGCCCAAUUUCGUGGUGAACUCUAUUCAGGUGUCAGGAAGAGUGACAUAUUGCGGGCAUGAGUUCCAGGAGUUCGUGCCUCAGAGAACUUGUGCUUAUAUCAGCCAGCAGGAAUGUCACUUUGGAGAAAUGACCAUCAGGAAGACGCUGGAAUUCUCUGGUCGUUGUUUGGGAGUUGGGACCAAGUAUGACUUGUUGGCUGAGUUGUUCAGAAGAGAGAAAGAAGCAGGAAUCAAGCCGGAUCUAGAAGUUGAUGCAUUCAUGAAAGCUACAUCCAUGUCUGGACAGGAUAACCACAUCGUUGUAGAUUAUGUCCUCAAGCCUGCACCCGAGACUUAUGAACUCUUUGAUGACAUCAUCCUCAUCUCUGAGAACCAUAUUGUUUACCAAGGUCCUAGGUACAAUGUUCUCGACUUCUUCGAAUAUGUUGGUUUCAAGUGUCCUGAAAGGAAAGGAGUCGCAGACUUCUUACAAGAGGGAAUAAAGUUAGACGAGGAGCUUGGAGUGCCUUACGACAGAUCUAGUGUUCAUCAUGAUGCAUUGGUGAAAGAGAGAUACAUAAUCUCCAACAAGGAACUCCUGAAGGCGUGUUUUCUGAGAGAGCUAUUAUUGAUAAAGAGAAAUGCUUUUCUUUAUAUCUUCAAGACCAUGCAACUCACCAUCAUGUCAAUAAUUUGCAUGACAGUAUUCUUCAGGACUGAGAUGAAUGUUGGUCACUUGGAAGACGGGAACAAGUUCUAUGGUGCUCUGUUUUGUAGCCUCCUUAACAUUAUGUUUAAUGGAGUCUCUGAAUUGAUGCUGACCACACAAAGACUUCCUAUGUUUUACAAGGAGAGAGAUUCUUUGCUUUAUCUGACAUGGGCAUUUGCCUUGCCUAUAUGGGUUCUCCGAAUUCCCAUCUCAUUUGGUGAGUCAUUCAUUUGGAUUUCCUUGACUUAUUACACUGUUGGGUUUGCUCCAUCAUCUGACAGGUUUUUCAAGCAGUUUCUUGCGUUCGUUUGUAUAAAUCAGAUGGCUCAAGGUUUGUUCCAGUUCACCGCGGUAGUAGCUAGAUCAAUUGUGGUAGCGCCAGUCAUUGAAGUAAUGGAGUUAUUUGAGCUAGUGAGCUUGAGGAACUUGAUAGUAGGCCUUCCAGGAGUGAAUGGUUUGUCAACUGAGCAACGAAAGAGACUCACCGUAGCUGUUGAGCUAGUUGCGAAUCCCUCUAUAAUAUUCAUGGACGAGCUAACAUCCGGCCUUGAUGCUCGAGUUGCUGCAAUCGUCAUGCGAACUGUCAGAAACACAGUGGAUACGGGAAGAACUAUUCUACUGCUGAUGAAAAGAGGAGGGAGGGUAAUAUAUGCAGGCACCCUUGGAUGCCAUUCUCACAAGCUUGUAGAAUAUUUUGAGGAUGUCCCGGGGGUUCCCAAGAUCCAAGAAGGUACAAAUCCUGCUGCAUGGAUGCUUGACAUUAGCUCCGACGCUGUAGAAUCUCAAUUGGAUUUGGACUUUGCUGAAAUUUAUUCUCAUUCUGAACUAUACAAGGAAACGCAACAAGAUGUGUUCAACUUGUUUGGAGCUACUUAUUCUAUCAUAAUGUUCCUCGGAAUAAGUACAUGUUCUACUGUGAUGCCUGUUGUUUCCAUCGAAAGAACAAUCUUGUACCGGGAAAGAGCUGCAGGGGUGUACUUGGAAAUGGCUUUUUCAAUUGCCCAGGUCUCCAUUGAAGCGGUUUAUGGGGCAAUCCAAACUUUCGUAUAUUGUGUGAUAUUAUUCCUCGUGAUUGGCUACCCAUGGCAUCUGGUAAACUUCUUGUGGUACUAUUUCUUCAUAUGCAUGAGUUUACUCUACUUCAGUCUCUAUGGGAUGAUGCUUUUCUCCCUCACUCCAUGCUACCAAAUAGCUGCCAUUGCGAUGUCAUUCUUCCUCACCACAUGGAAUAUCUUCUCCGGCUUCCUUAUUCCGAGAACAGAAAUCUCAAUAUGGUGGAGAUGGUACUACUGGGCAUCCUCAGUGGCAUGGACAAUCUAUGGAUUGUUCGCUUCUCAUCUAGGAAAUGUAGAGAGUCUCGUGGAAGUAGCAGGGUUAGGCAGCAUGCCAGUGAAGCAGUUCUUGAAAAAAUCGUUUGGGUUUGAUUAUGACUUCCUUGCAGUUGUUGCAGCUGCUCAUAUUGGAUUUGUGCUCCUCUUCUUGUUUGUCUUUACGUAUGGGAUCAAGUUUCUAAAUUUUCAGAGGCGAUAUACGGGAGAUGGAUAG